Molecule: messenger RNA, 1275 nt
Organism: Sus scrofa (pig)
Lineage: Eukaryota; Metazoa; Chordata; Mammalia; Artiodactyla; Suidae
Product: olfactory receptor 6C2-like
Biological process (GO): G protein-coupled receptor signaling pathway
Cellular component (GO): membrane
Molecular function (GO): G protein-coupled receptor activity; olfactory receptor activity
Source: RefSeq, a predicted model, not a curated record
UCUCUUUUUUUUUCCACACAGACCUAGCCACAGUCAGGAAUCAGGGAUGAAAAAUUCCACAGCAAUAACAACAUUCAUCCUAGUGGGACUUACAGAUGACCCAAAUCUACAGAUUCUGCUUUUCAUCUUUUUGUUUCUAACCUACCUGUUGAGUGUUGUUGGGAACCUGACCAUCAUCACUCUCACCUUGGUAGAUUCCCAUCUCAAAACACCCAUGUAUUUUUUCCUCCGGAAUUUCUCCAUCUUGGAAGUGUCCUUCACAACUGUCUGCAUUCCCAGAUUCCUCUACACAAUGGCAUCAGGGGACAAUACUGUUACCUACAAUGCAUGCGCCACUCAAUUAUUUUUUGUUAUUGUGCUGGGUGUGACCGAGUUUUUUCUCCUGACUGCCAUGUCCUAUGACCGCUACGUGGCCAUCUGCAAACCCCUGCAUUACACCACCAUCAUGAGCAGCACAGUCUGCAUCAGGUUCCUUCUUGGCUGCUACGUGAUUGCUCUGAUCAUCGUCCUCCCGCCCUAUGUAAUGGGCUUGGACCUCGAGUUUUGUGACUCGAAUGUCAUCGAUCACUUUGGCUGUGAUGCUGCUCCCAUCCUGAAGAUUACUUGCUCAGACACAGUCCUCAUAGAGCGAUUUGUCUUGGUCCUGGCUGUGCUGACCCUCCUGUUCACCUUGGUGUGUGUAAUUCUGUCCUACACCUACAUCAUCAGGACCAUUCUCAGAUUUCCUUCUGCCCAGCAAAGGAAAAAGGCUUUUUCUACCUGUUCUUCCCAUGUAAUUGUGGUUUCUAUCACUUAUGGAAGCUGUAUAUUCAUCUAUAUUAAACCAUCUGCAAAAGAAGGGGUAGCUAUGAAUAAGGUUGUGUCAGUGCUUACCACCUCGGUGGCACCGGUAAUGAAUCCCUUCAUUUAUACUCUGAGGAACAAGCAAGUGGUACAAGCUUUCAAAGACAUGAUCAAAAGCAUUGCAGCUAUGGCAAAGAACUAAAGGACUACUGAGUUCAGAAUGACACAUUGUAAAUAAAUUCCCUAGCUCUAUUUUAUUUUUCGCUCUUGGUAUGUUAGUCAUGGUUUUAUAUAUCACAACCCCAUUCUGUUACAUUUAGUGCCUACUAUUAGUACAUGUAUUAAUAAUCCUUUUUCGCUCAAUCUAGUCCCAGAAAUACAUGGCCAAAACUUUGCUAUAAAUAUUUAAAACAAUAUACCUAUUACUAGUUAUAGGACCAGGAAAUGUAAGCAGCAUCAACUUACCAUUAUAUUGCUGCUCGGCUAUUCCUC